AAGACAAUUUAAAACCAGAAAGACUGAGCAAAGGAUCUAACUUUCUUUUCGUUCUUAGUGCGCUUAAUCUCUGAAUCAAGAAAAAUCAAAUAAAAAAAAAAAAGAAAAAGGAAAAGAAAGUAGAAAUGGGUUUCUUGUUAGGGUGCUCUUGCUAUUUGCAAGCUCCCUUACCCAACUCUCAGGUACUGUUUUCUUCUUCUCAAUCCGUUUUCUUUAACAUCAGAAAUGCAGAAACCAAGAGAAGAAGGAUAAGCAUCAGGCCUCCAAUGGCUGCUCUGACCCAUGAAGACCCAAACGACGACGUUUCCAGCAAGAGGAGGGCGGUUCUUCUUGUGGGUAUUUCCAUUCUUCCUUUCUUGCAACUCAGAGCCAAAGCUCUUGAAGGCUCCUCCUUAAGUAAAGAGAGGCAGAGAAAGAGUAAAAGUAGAGAAGAAGAAGGAACAAGAGAGCUGCCAAUGGCAGUUGCUAGCGAUAAAGCACUGGUAAACAAACCAGAGGAAAACCAAAUAGCAGAAAUUGAUCUAAACAAACCAGAAGAAAACCAAAAGACAGAGGAAGCACAGGGAGAUUCACCAUCUAAUCCCUUUCUAUCCCUCUUGAAUGGUCUUGGAGUAUUUGGUGCUGGUGUGCUUGGUGCGUUCUAUGCUUUGGUUUGGAAGGAGAAGAAAGCAGCUGAUGAAACCCUAGAAUUAAUAAAGAUCAAAUUGCAAGAAAAGGAAGCUGCAAUUUUGUCAUUGGAGAAAGACUUUGAAUCAAAGCUGCUAAAUGAACAGGAAGAACGAACCAAGCAACUCAAAGAGGCAAAGGGAGAACAGCUGUCUUUAAUGGAUCGACUAAAUUCAUCUAACAAUACAAUUACAGGCUUAGGACAGGAACUGAAAAAUGAGAAGAGGUUAAUUGAGAAGCUUAAAGUUCAAAUAGACAGUCUUCAAAGAAACCUCUCAAAGGCUGGGGAAGAGAAAAGAUCUCUUGAACAAGAACUGAAGGAAAAGCUUGAUUCAGUUGAUGUCCUGCAAGAAAAAAUUAACUUGCUCAGUUCAGAACUUAAUGAUAAGGGAGGUAAUAUUCAAAAGCUCAGCUCUUCCCUUGUUCAAAAAGAAUCAGAGUUCAAGAACUUGAACACUACCUACAAGCAAACCAUGGAAGAACUUGGGAAAGCACAUUCAGAGAUUGAAGGAUUGAAAGAUGAAUUACUAAGAAGUCAAAGUGAGCUUGAAUCCAAAAAUUCUGCAGUGGAUGAAUUAAAUUCAAGGUUAAGCUCUUUAAUGGUUGAAAGAGAUAAUUCUAAGCAGGAAUUUGGUGCUCUUCAAGAGGAUUACAAUGAUCUGAAACUGUCUUCUGUAAAUAAGGCAGCGGCAGAUAUUAAGCUUUUGGGGGAAAGAGAAAAAGCAAUUCAACUGCUGAAGGAAAAACUUGAGCUUGCUCUAAAUGAUGUAAGUGAAAAUAAAGGAAUUGUUGUUGAUUUGAACAAGGAAAGGGAACACCUGAAGAGAGCACUGGAGGUGGAAUUGCACAAUGUAACGAAGCUGAAAGAAGAACUCCUACUUGCUGAGGAAACUCUUGCGAAGUCCAGAAGUGAGGCUUCUGAUCUGUCCAAGCAACUAAAUCACUCAAGAAAUCAUAGUAAAGAGCUUGAGUCUGAGGUUUCAAGGGUUAGGGCUGAGUUUGAUGAAGCUAAAUUAAGACUGCAGGGUAGUCUUGUUGAGGCAAAACAAAGUGGUGAAGUUCUAGCCGGUGAGCUCACAACUGCUAAGGAGCUUCUGAAGAAAUCUAGGGAGGAGCUGCAGAUUUUUUCUCAUGACCUGACUUCUACGAAAGAAAAUUGUGAUAGCCUCCAGAGGGAAUUGGUAGAUGCCUAUAAAAAGGCAGAAGCCACAGCCAAUGAUUUGAAAGAAGAGAAAAAGAUUGUUUCUUCUUUACACAAAGAACUACAGGCUUUGGAGAAGCAGAUUGCGAUGGACAAGGAAGCUAGAAAAUCACUUGAAACCGACUUGGAAGAGGCUACCAAGUCACUUGAUGAGAUGAAUCGAAAUAUAUUGAAACUUUCUGGAGAUCUUGAAAGGGCUAAUGCUACAAUAUCUAGUCUUGAGGAUGAGAAAAUGGUGCUCUAUAAAACACUUACAGAGCACAAGAAUGCAUCCAAAAAAGCCCGAGAAAACAUGGAAGAUGCUCAUAACCUUGUCAUGGCACUUGGCAAGGAAAGGGAGAGUUUGGAAAAGCGAGCGAAGAAACUUGAGGAAGAAUUGGCAUCUGCUAAGGGUGAAAUAUUACGGUUGAGGAGUCAAAUAAAUUCAUCCAAAGUUCCUGUAAAUGAUCAGCAUCAACAGAAAGGUGAAACUGAAACUAAUGUCAGUGUCAGCGCAAGGAAAACUAGCAGAAGGAGAAAAGGUAGCUCACGAUGAGGCUGUGAGCCAUCCCGAGUUCUAAUACUCCUCCUAGAUUUUUAUUGUUGCUCUGACAAUUUUUCGCAACACCAUUGUAUUGUUACCGUAUAAAUCUGACACCGAGGUAUGCUGAUUAAGGAAUUUACUUCAUACUGAUGAAAUACUAACGCAGUUUCUCUCUUUUUUUUUCAACAACAAAGAAAACAUCAAGCUUUGCAUGUUCAUUGGGAAUUAAGAUUCAUCUCUUGGGAUGAAAAUUGCUUAAGAGAACAAUUAAACUGACAGUAGAAAACAUAGCUUU
Durio zibethinus is the source of this 2685-nucleotide messenger RNA. The record is from RefSeq and is a predicted model, not a curated record. Lineage: Eukaryota; Viridiplantae; Streptophyta; Magnoliopsida; Malvales; Malvaceae.